AUGGUGAAUGCAUUAACUGAUACUGAAGCUUUUGAUCUCUUUUGUUUGAAAGCCUUCAAUGAAGACGAGAUUGGAGAAGAUUUUCUUAAGCUAUCCAAUGAAUUUUUGAAAUAUGCUAAUGGCCUUCCAUUAGCUAUUAAAGUUUUGGGAUCAUCUGUUCGUGGUAGAAAUGUAAAGUUAAUGUCAAGUGCAUUGAAGAGGCUUGAAAAAAAUCCUCCAAAAGGAAUUAUUGAUGUUCUUAAAGUUAGUUAUGAUGGAUUAGAAGAAACAGAAAAGAAAACUUUUUUAGACAUCACGUGUUUCUUUAAAGGAGUGAACAAGGAUCGUGUAAUAAGAAUACUAGAUGGUUGUGAUGAUGCCGGCGUGGAGAUGGAUGUACAAGUUCUUAUUGACAGAUCUUUGGUAACUCUAUUCGGAACAAAAUUGUGGAUGCAUGAUUUGAUACAAGAAAUGGGUCAGGAAGUUGUUUGUCAAGAAUGCCGUGAAGAGCCUGGAAAACGGAGCAGGUUGUGGCUUCCCAAAGAUAUCAUCCGUGUGCUUGAUCAGAGUAAGGCGACAAGUGCAGUUCAAAGUAUAUUCCUCCAAUGUCCCACAGAAGACGAUGUUGUUCACUCAAUUGGUAACGCCUACUCAAACAUGGACAGAUUGAGACUGCUCAAGAUUAGUAACGUGAGGUUUUCCAGAAACAUCAGAUAUCUUUCUAAUGAAUUACAGUAUCUUGAAUGGAAUGAGUGUGCUUCGGAUUCUUUCCCGUCAGACUUUCACCCUGAGAAACUUGUUGAACUUCACAUGCGUUUUAGCGGCAUCAAACAACUAUGGAGGGGGAGAAAAGGAUGGAGCAUGCUACGGCUUAUUGAUCUGAGUGGUUCAGAAUACUUGAUGUCAACUCCAGACUUCACUGAGGUUCCUGAUCUUGAAACGUUGGUGCUUCAAGAUUGCACAAGCUUGGUGGAGAUUCACCCGUCUCUUGGCUUUCUGAAGAAACUUGUCUCUUUGAAUAUGAGCAAUUGCAAGUCUAUUGAGAGCAUUCCACUUCUCACUACCUUGGAAUCCCUUCAAAUAAUGAGGCUUUCACUCUGUUCAGGACUGAAGAAGUUUCCAGAGAUUCAAGGAAAUAUGAAAAGCUUGAUGGAGCUUCAUCUGGAUGGGACCAGCAUUGAGGAAUUGCCUCCAUCAAUUGAAUACUUGACUGGUCUUACCGUGUUGAAUCUUACAGACUGUUGCUCCAAAAUUGAUGAGAUGCCUGAGAAUCUGAAUGGUAUGAAAUGUCUGGACAAGCUUUCAAUUGGUGGAACUUCCAUAAGGGAGUUAUCUGUCCUCAGAGGCAUGAAGAAUCUUCAAUAUCUAUCCUGCCGAGGAUCACCCUUAUCUACUUAA
Molecule: messenger RNA, 1377 nt
Organism: Fragaria vesca subsp. vesca
Lineage: Eukaryota; Viridiplantae; Streptophyta; Magnoliopsida; Rosales; Rosaceae
Gene: NBS17
Product: TMV resistance protein N-like
Exons: 5
Coding region: 1-1377 (458 amino acids)
Biological process (GO): defense response
Source: RefSeq, a predicted model, not a curated record